Canariomyces notabilis is the source of this 496-nucleotide messenger RNA. RefSeq lists its product as uncharacterized. Bases 146 to 379 code for a protein of 77 amino acids. The record is from RefSeq and is a predicted model, not a curated record. The transcript has 3 exons. Lineage: Eukaryota; Fungi; Ascomycota; Sordariomycetes; Sordariales; Chaetomiaceae.
AACUGGGCCGGGGUAACUGAAGUACAGCUAUCAACAUAGCGCAGCUUUGAUCUCGACUGUCUUAUCAUAUACAGUCACCGGUAAGGAACCUUAGCCACCUGGUUAAGAUCACUUCAGUUUCCAGGCAUCUAGAAGAUCUAAGCGAAUGGAGGACGAGGAGUAUUAUCAUUUAAUGCUGAGUGAUCUCGAGAGGGUUCACCAUCAUCUCCAGUUCCCCGAGCCUCAGAGUCGCGGGCGCAACUCAGUACCCGUCGUCGUACGGGAGCGUCAGCAUAACCCUUCGAUAUCGGGCAUCAGGGUCGUGCUAAAUGAGGCUUUCAGAUACGGAUAUGAACGGCUUGGAGGGACUAGAAAUGAGGGAAAAGGGAAGUCGUGCUGAAAUAUCAAGAUUAUCCAUAUGACUUGAAGAUACUCAAGUCUUCUAAGGAUGACCACAUUCGUGCCAUAUCAGAUGCCGCAACUCCCUGGCCUGCAUAUGUGCUGUCGGACUCGGAGC